AGAUUGAGAUUGAGAUUGCGUCGCAACAGCUGCAGCGGCUAGCAAUAGCUAGCAACGGCAACAGCAACGCAGCUAGCUCAGCUUCCUCUUUACUCAUGAUUUGACAUGGGAACAAAGCCAUCCCACCAGCCAGCCACACACACUCAUCAUCAUUCACCUUCCUCUCCCUCUUCCUCCUUUCUUCCUCGUCUCCUCCGUCCGUCCGUCCGACCCCCAGUAUCUCCUUUUCAGGAGGGAUCGUCGCAUCUCCUUCCUAGGGUUUCUUUACCUCGUCAUCUCUUUUCUUCUUGAUUUUGCCAAUUCCGAGUAGGAUACAUGGAUGGGUUCCCUAAUCUUGGAGGAGGAGGGAGCAGCAGUAGUAGUGCUUCCAUGGCCUCCUUCUUGCAGCUCCCUUUGCCCGUCGCGUCGUCGUCGUCGCCGGAGCUGGCCGGCGAGCACCACAGUUCGCGGCUAGCGUUGCAGCAGCUGCUAGCCACCCCGCCGCCGUCAACCCCGCAGCGCGGCCACCACCACAGGGAGAUCUCGCCGGCCGAAGCCGCCACCGUCAAGGCCAAGAUCAUGGCGCACCCUCUGUACCCGCCGCUCCUCGCCUCUUACCUCGACUGCCAGAAGGUCAGCGCCCCGCCGGAGGUGCUGGACAGGCUCUCGGCGAUGGCGGCAAAGCUGGACGCGGUGCAAGCCCGGCGGCAGCACGAGCCGCCGCGUGCCGACCCGGAGCUCGAUCAGUUCAUGGAGGCUUACUGCAACAUGCUGGUGAAGUACCGGGAGGAGCUGGCGCGGCCGAUCCAGGAGGCCACCGAGUUCUUCAAGAGCGUCGAGACGCAGCUCGAUUCCAUCACAGACAAUAAUUGCGAAGGUGCUGGGUCGUCCGAGGAUGACCUGGACACGAGCUGCCCGGAGGAGAUCGACCCCAGCGCGGAGGACAAGGAGCUGAAGCACCAGCUGCUGAGGAAGUACGGCGGCUACGUGGGCAGCCUCCGCCAGGAGUUCUGCAAGCGGAGGAAGAAAGGGAAGCUCCCCAAGGAGGCCCGGCAGAAGCUGCUGCACUGGUGGGAUCUGCACUCCAAGUGGCCUUACCCGUCUGUACGAGACGGAGAAGAUCGCGCUUGCGGAGUCGACGGGGCUGGACCAGAAGCAGAUCAACAACUGGUUCAUCAACCAGAGGAAGCGGCACUGGAAGCCGGCGCCGGAGGACAUGCCGUACUCGAUGAUGGACGGGACCGUGGGCUUCCACGCGGGCGCCAGCGCCGGUGCCAGCGCCGCCGCGGCGCUGUACAUGGAGAGGGCGCCGUUCAUGGUGGACGGCAUGUACCGGCUCGGGUCGUGAAGCCACGGGUCAACCGGUCAAGGUGCAACGGGGACUACUGCCGGUGUCAAUGUGUCAUGGAUGUGGUACGUAAGCUCCACGCAUGACAACAGCAUUCGGUAGGCAAGGCCGGUGGCUGCCAUUAUGGUUCUUCAGUAAAUACACAUAUAUAGCCCAUCAGCUCGAUCGUAUCCAAGGUAGUAAAACGGAGAUCGUUGCAGAACUGUUGAAACAACAUUAUUUUGCUAAUUGGGUUGGGAUGGCAGGUCA
Molecule: messenger RNA, 1576 nt
Organism: Lolium perenne
Lineage: Eukaryota; Viridiplantae; Streptophyta; Magnoliopsida; Poales; Poaceae
Product: homeobox protein rough sheath 1
Biological process (GO): regulation of DNA-templated transcription
Cellular component (GO): nucleus
Molecular function (GO): DNA binding; DNA-binding transcription factor activity, RNA polymerase II-specific
Source: RefSeq, a predicted model, not a curated record